Messenger RNA from Caenorhabditis elegans, 611 nucleotides. NCBI's taxonomy places the organism in Eukaryota, Metazoa, Nematoda, Chromadorea, Rhabditida, Rhabditidae. The record is from the annotation of a RefSeq genome assembly.
GUGUCAGUGCAGGAUUACUAUGCGACAUCCUAUUUGACGUGUAACGUCGAAUAUAGUUUCUGGGCUUCAUGGAAAGGAGUUGCCUAUCCAACACAUGCCAUGCAACUAUUUUCUUUCCCACUCCAAAUCCUGGCAUUCUACAUAAUCAUCAAAAAAACUCCGACAGUAAUGAAAAGUGUUUAAUGGCUUUUGUAACUGAACCACUCAUUUUGUGCUGUAUUAGAUUUUGGAGUGUGCAGUGGAAGUACACCCUAUGUUUUUCUCCCAGUUGCUGGCAUUUUUGGACUGGGAACACUUAGUUGGUUGGGAAUACCAUUCAUCAUACAACUAUUUGUUGGAUUUAUAAUAGGAAACGGUGUCAUAUGCUCUUACGUGUAUCUUUUCGAAAUCCGUAGCAGUUCCCUACCACAAAAUCGGUUCAAAAUAACUCAAAAGUCCACUUGACACUCUACCAUGCAACUGUUUUUUUCUACAACAACAUCUGUCUUCUUUUCUUUUUGACAAAUCCUGCAGAUCAAGAAGCUGCCAAACUUCAUGCAUUGACUCGUUGCCCAUGUCCCACAACGGAAUUUUUCGAAUUUCAAGUUGAAAUAAUAUUUUCUGAUCAAAUU